This is a messenger RNA of Hyposmocoma kahamanoa, 725 nucleotides long. RefSeq lists its product as uncharacterized. Lineage: Eukaryota; Metazoa; Arthropoda; Insecta; Lepidoptera; Cosmopterigidae. The record is from RefSeq and is a predicted model, not a curated record. The coding region runs from base 60 to 359 and encodes 99 amino acids. The transcript is spliced from 2 exons.
UAAAUGUCAUUUUGGUAUCUAGCCAGCGUAGGUAGUUUUUGCAAAAUUUUCUUUGAAAUAUGCCGAAGUACUACAGGUUCAGGGCUUUGACGCCCACCCGUAAACCUAAACGGAGCAAAGACAAGGACAGAGAGAAGGAAAUGACAAAGGCGGAGACGGAACGUACGUGGCUGGAUUCGAUCGCGCUUGCGUGUGCGCCCGCGCCGUCAUGGUACCUGCGGCGUACGUCGUGGCGCCAGUCCCCGCCACUCAUGGGUCUUCCACGCCAGCUCUCCACCACACUGCGCUCCUCCUUCCAUCUCAGCAACCGUCCUAUUUUUGUCCUCAAAAUGCCCGCCACAGAACUCCUCAAAAUGUGACGUGACAAGGACGUAGUCACUCAAUCGGUUCAAAAAAAUCCAAUUCAUCUUAUUUUACAGAUCUAAUUUUGAAUUUUAACACAUUAUUUUUAUCAACAAGCAUGCUUUACGUAAAUCUGUGAGUUCCUCAUGUGCUAUAAAAUACAAACGUAAGGCCUAUUUUCGCAAAACGUUGACCUAUGGAUUUGUAUUCAUGACCUAUAACUUCGUAAAAACAAUAGGAAUAUUAAAUAAAUAUUGUAAAUUCGACAAGUACACUUCAAUGUCACUUUAAACUUUUUUGUUUGUUAUGUAAUUGUAAUAAAAAUUUGACUGUGUUCGUUACGCAUAAAGUCCUAAAAAUACUUGUGCAUCUUAUUGUUUGAU